ACUCGACCAUCCUCGUCUCCUACGCCUGUGCUGAUACGCUUCUGCUGCAAAGAUGACAGAAGUUCAGCCUACCCCACUCAACCAGUACGUCGGUUUUGACUCGAUCACUAGGCAGAUUGAGACAAAGCUGCUGAAGAGGGGCUUCCAGUUCAAUGUCAUGGUCGUUGGUCAGACUGGUCUGGGAAAGUCGACUCUCAUCAACACACUCUUCGCUAGCCACCUCAUCGACUCAAAGGGACGUGUAGAUGCUUUUGAGCAGCCUAGAUCUACCACUGAAAUUCACCCAGUCUCACAUCUCAUCAUCGAGAACGGUGUGAAGCUGCGUCUCAACAUCGUCGACAGCCCCGGAUACGGUGAGCAGAUUAACAACGAAAACUGCUGGGACCCUAUCAUCAAGUACAUCAAAGACCAACACUCGGCAUACCUCCGCAAAGAGCUGACCGCUAUGCGUGAGCGCUACAUUACAGAUACCCGCAUCCACUGCUGCCUCUUCUUCAUCAACCCCACCGGCCACACUCUGCGGCCCAUCGACGUCACCGUGAUGAAGAAGCUCGCCGACGUGGUCAACGUGGUGCCGGUGAUUGCCAAGAGCGACAGCUUGACAUUGGAGGAGCGGGCACAGUUCAAGGCGAGGAUUCGUGAUGAGAUGGAGUACCAUGACAUUCAUGCGUACCCCUUUGACAGCGACGAAUUCGAGGAGGGCGAGAGGGAGCUCAACGAGAGGAUGAGGGACCUGAUCCCCUUUGCUGUUGUCGGUUCUGAGCGCAAUGUGGUCAUCGAUGGCAAGACCGUGCGUGGUCGCAAGAACCGAUACGGCGUCAUCAACGUAGAGAACGAGAACCACUGCGAGUUCAACCAGCUGCGAACAUUCUUGACCAGGACGCAUCUACAAGACCUGAUUGAGACGACUGCCCUCAAGCAUUACGAGGCUUUCAGGUCGAGGCAGCUCCUAGCCCUCAAGGAGAGCAGUGCCAAGCAGCAGCAGGCUCAACAGCAGCAGCAGAUGCAGCAACAGGCCAAUGGAGUCUAGAUGACAGGUCAUGACUGGUCGGUGAAGGCGGCUAGCCGGGUGAGGUGGUUUAAGCCCAGUACUCUGAGAAAUGGGACAGACCCCCCGCGCUUCCUCUGCCCUGUGCGAAGAGACUCUUCUUGUAUAUCCCUUUUUCUCUCUCUCUUUUCAAAAAGCGUCAUUGAUGACCUCGCCAAAGGUCAAACUCAGUCG
Molecule: messenger RNA, 1222 nt
Organism: Microstroma glucosiphilum
Lineage: Eukaryota; Fungi; Basidiomycota; Exobasidiomycetes; Microstromatales; Microstromataceae
Product: cell division/GTP binding protein
Exons: 5
Coding region: 53-1030 (325 amino acids)
Biological process (GO): cytoskeleton-dependent cytokinesis
Cellular component (GO): septin ring; microtubule cytoskeleton; cell division site
Molecular function (GO): GTPase activity; molecular adaptor activity; GTP binding
Source: RefSeq, a predicted model, not a curated record